This is a messenger RNA of Coccinella septempunctata (seven-spotted ladybird), 2036 nucleotides long. RefSeq names its product tRNA (uracil-5-)-methyltransferase homolog A. The record is from RefSeq and is a predicted model, not a curated record. The coding region runs from base 76 to 2016 and encodes 646 amino acids. Gene Ontology annotation, molecular function: RNA binding; RNA methyltransferase activity. The transcript is spliced from 9 exons. Gene Ontology annotation, biological process: RNA processing. Lineage: Eukaryota; Metazoa; Arthropoda; Insecta; Coleoptera; Coccinellidae.
CUUAAGUCUAUGAUUUAACCUCAGAUAUUUUCUUUUAACUCAUAUAUUUUUGUUUUGUUGAAUAUCAAUAUAAAAAUGGAAAGUGAAAAAACUCCUACUUGUGAAACGGAAAAAGCAGUUGAAAAUAAUUCUGAUGAUCCUUUCGCCUAUUUGAAUCGCCAUUUUUCUAAUGAACAGUUUAAAAUAGUCUUAAGGAAUCUACCUGCAUAUUACGGCAUAAGUGAGUUCAAGAAGUUGCUUAAUGAUAAACUCAAACUGAAUUCCAGGAAAAUUAAACAAGCCAACAGGAAUGCACGUUAUGCGUUUAUUUGCUUCCGAAAUGAAGAAGAUAGAGAAAAUGCAAUCAAAGUCUUAACUGGUUACAGUUGGAAAGGAAAAGUUCUUGAAGUUUUGAAAGCAAAACCAUCAGCUGACCCUUUUGUACUCAAAAGAAGCCAAGAAAAUGACCAUAAAGAUGGCAGUUCAAAAAAAUUCAAGAAUGACAAAGCAUCUGACAAUAGAACUCCAGAGGAACGUGUGAAGGAGUCAACUAUUCCUCUUGCAGAUAUCCCUUACAACGAUCAAUUGAAAUUGAAAGAGCAAAAUAUAAGAACAAUUAUAGAAAAAUUAGGGAAAGAACUUUUACACUCAAGUCCAGAAUUGAGAUUAUGGAUCACUAAACAGAAACUUGUAAAUAAUGGGUUGAUUUGCCCAAUUGAAGUGAUAAAGCAUGCUGAUAAAAUAGAUGGGUAUAGGAAUAAGUGUGACUUUUCUUUUGGAAUCGAUGAAGAAACAAAAUUACCUGUAGUAGGUUUUAGAUUAUCUAGCUAUGCACAUGGCAGCAUAAGUGUUGGUCCUGUUGAAAAUCUCAGGCAUAUUCCAAACGAAAUGAAAAAACUUUGCAAGGUUUUUGAGAAUUUUGUGCAGCAAUCCAAGUUGGAGGUUUUCAACGCUGAAAUACAGUGUGGACAUUUCAGACAACUCACGGUAAGAUUAGCGGAUAAACAAUUGAUGAUUAUUGUUGGAAUUCAUCCACAAAAUUUAUCAGAGGAGGAACUGAAAGACUUCAAGGGAGAUUUGGUUGAAUAUUUUUCUAAUGGACCUGGUAAAGACACCGGAGUAACAUCUCUAUACUACGAAACAAUAGUAAAAAAAACUUCACAAAACGAUUAUUUUCCUCCCGAACAUCUUUGGGGGGCCACACACAACUAUGAAAACAUUUUAGGACUCAAAUUCAAGAUUUCACCUGAAGCUUUCUUCCAAAUUAACACACAAGCUGUAGAAAUAUUGUACAAAACAGCAAUCGAUCUAGCAGAAACUACUGAAAAAACAACGAUACUAGACGUUUGUUGUGGUACUGGUACCAUAGGAUUGUGUUUUGCAAAGUACUGUGGGCAAGUCUUAGGUAUCGAAAUCAUAGCAAAGGCGAUAGCAGAUGCAAAAGAGAAUGCUGUUUUGAACAACAUUGAAAAUGCAAACUUUUUUGUUGGUAAAGCCGAAGAAACUUUAGGAUCUAUAUGUUAUAAAUCCAAGAAUGAGGAAAUUAUUGCAGUAUUAGACCCACCCCGAGCUGGACUACAUCAAAAGGCAAUCUUACAACUUAGAAAAGUAAAAAAAAUCAAACGAUUGAUUUAUGUUUCCUGCAAUCCCGAAGCUGCAAGGAAGAAUUUCUUCGAUUUGGGGCGACCAGAAUCAAAAACACUACAGGGGGAGCCGUUUGUUCCAGUAAAAGCUGUACCAGUCGAUAUGUUCCCUCAUACUAAGCACUGUGAACUUGUUAUUUUAUUUGAACGAUUCGACAUUGUAAGGCAGAGAGCUGAAAAGUUGAAUCUAGAAGAAAAUGAGAAAAAGAUUGAAAUGGAAGAAAAAGGUGAAAAUGCAGCGGAAAAGUUGAACCAACAGGAGGGUGAGAAAUCUGAAGUCAAACAAGAGAAAAACGGGGAUGAAAUAGUACAGAAUAUUGAAAAUUUAGAUUCAAGCGAUGACAAUAAAUUAACGAAAGUAGUGGACGAAGAUCAUGUAAAAAUUAUGCAAUAAAAUACAUAGUUUUAUUUCAA